AUGGCCAAUUUCAGAAAUGGGGAUCCGCCAUCCUAUGCAGGAUACCUCCUCAAGCGCGGUCGUCGCAGUCCUCAAAUGAAAGCUCGUCACUUCAAGCUAUUCGACAGCGUAUUGGAAUGCAGGAAUGAUCCCAGCGACUCCGUGAAAUGGUCCAUCAACGUCUGGAAAGCAACAAUUUCGAGGACGCAUAGCCGGGGAUUGUUGAUAGUCUUGGACGCCCAGACUUCUAAGAUUCGCCUCCAGUCGUUUACCGAGGCAGAUGCAUGCACGUGGGAGUUCCAUCUCCGUCGUGCUUCGCGGCGAAAAGUGACAAGUUUUUACGACCUGCAAGAAUUGAUUGGACACGGAAACUUUGCAGAAGUUCAGAAAGGCAUAGACAUUUCAGAGCAGGAAACUGUCGCCGUGAAAUCCAUGAAGAAAAAUGGGGAGCUUAUGAAUCAAGCAGCCGCUAUUAAACAGGAGACCAAAUUCGCCUUGAAGGACGUACGUCACCCCAACGUUGUCAGGACUUUGGAUAUCUUCAACACGAUUGAUCAACUGUUCAUUGUCAUGGAACACGGUGGUACAUCUCUUGAGGGCAUCUUAGAAGAGGUUGAAAGUAUCCCAGAAGACGAUGCCGCGCUCAUCAUCGGCCAAGUACUCAAUGCUGUGGAGUUUUUGCACAGUCGUGGUAUCGUUCACAGAGACAUCAAGCCGGCUAAUAUACUGCUUAAGAAGACUGAAGCUUUUUUUGAUGUCAAGCUUGCGGACUUCGGUCUCAGCGGUACCAUAACCCCAGGGGCAACGACUAGCAAGGAAUUGCGAGGACGAAUGGGAACGCCAUCAUUCCUGGCUCCUGAAGUGCUAACUAGCAACAGGUAUACUGCGGCAGUCGAUCUAUGGUCCGUAGGGGCUUCGGCAUUUUACAUGCUCAGCGGCGAGUUACCUUUCAAUGGGACAAGCAUCUCCGGGAUAUUCAAAAACACUGCCAUGGGAGCGUUUGACUUUGGAGGCAAAGCAUGGAAUAGUAUAUCCCUCCAAGCACAGGAAUUCAUCCACGGGUUGCUUCAAGUAGACGUCAAAAAGCGGUUCACCGUUGCAGAUGCGAAGAAUCAUGCUUGGAUCAAGGAUGCAAAGGAUAACACUGUACUUAAGAUGGUGUCAGAGCCAACUGAAGUUUCAUCUCCAAGUGAAGAAAGGAGAUUGGUCCGGGUUGAGGGUAGUUCCUCUGCAACGAAAAGUGCCUCUCCAACUGGAAGCCCUGGCGAAGAGAAGUUGCAGGAUCGCAGAAGAAUCACAAAAUCUUCUGUGUCUGGGCCCCGCUGUAUGGCUCCUCGCACACCUUCGUUCCGACGCAUUGUUAUGCCCAAGAAGCUUAACAUGAGUCCUCGGGUUGGUUUGGAUUCCAUUCUGGUGCAAAGUGAUGGGAGGGUUCAGGAGCCCCCGACGGUCGAGAGGAAGGGGAAACUUGGGAUUGCAGGCCUCUACCGACGUGCUGUGUCGAAUCUCACGAGCAUGCAACCUUCGGCGAUCCCGGUUACGCGGUUGAUGCAAUCCAAUCAAGAUUAG
Messenger RNA from Chondrus crispus (carragheen), 1548 nucleotides. Its product is annotated as Serine/threonine protein kinase. Lineage: Eukaryota; Rhodophyta; Florideophyceae; Gigartinales; Gigartinaceae. The record is from RefSeq and is a predicted model, not a curated record. Gene Ontology annotation, molecular function: protein kinase activity; ATP binding. The coding region runs from base 1 to 1548 and encodes 515 amino acids. Gene Ontology annotation, biological process: protein phosphorylation. The transcript has a single exon.